Molecule: messenger RNA, 812 nt
Organism: Exophiala oligosperma
Lineage: Eukaryota; Fungi; Ascomycota; Eurotiomycetes; Chaetothyriales; Herpotrichiellaceae
Exons: 1
Coding region: 61-783 (240 amino acids)
Source: RefSeq, a predicted model, not a curated record
CUUUUGGAAGCAACCACGUUCCAUUGAUUUAAUAAUAUUGGCCCUUUCUUGUUGAUUCACAUGGAUGCCCUCAGCCCCGAUGCCGAGAUCAUAGAGUGGUGCAAACGGGCCAGACCGGACCAUCUCCUCAGUAAUCCCAUCAGUGGCAACAAGGUCCUCAGACUGAACGAGUCCUUGGUCGUCAAGUUUGGAUUUCUCCUGAGUGAGGACGAAACCCGCAGUCAGAUGAAAGCCUAUGAGAUUCUCGAUCCCGCCAUCGUACGGGUCCCGAGGGUGCACCGAUACUUCCAAGACUCCGAGAGCCUGGGCUACAUCAUCAUGGACUACAUGGAGGGAGAACAAAAGGAUGCCGUCAACACCACGGAUCAAGUACGAGACAUGUCUCGGAUCCUCCAGCACCUCGCCUCCCACAAGUCACAAAAGCCCGGUCCGCUCGGUGGGGGGCCUUCGAGCUGCCUCCUGUUCAGAGCUUCGGACGAUGCGACGUUCGCCUCGGUGGAAGACCUAGAGGCGUGGUUCAACAUGCGGCUCUUCGACCGGGCAGGGCAGGUUUCGUUCCAGCAAAUGGAGCUGGUCCUCUGCCAUCUGGAUCUCUUUCCCCGGAACAUCCUCUGGCUUGACGGCCAACCACCGUGUGUGCUCGAUUGGGCAACUGCAGGAUUUUACCCGCGCCUUUUUGAGCGGUGCUCUCAGCUCUGUACACAACGGCCGAAGCUGAACGAGGUUGUCUUGGACCAACCUGUCUCCAAGUCCGAGGCUCUCCAGGUCGAACUGGUCCUCUAAGCUUCAUGGCAUGAAGUAAAAUAUUGCUU